GAGCGGGACGCGCUGGGCAGAGCCCACGCCGCCUUGCGGGCCGAGGCAGCCGCGGCCAACUCGCAACUCGGCAAUGGGAUGGACAGCCUCAACAAGGCGCGCGGUACGCUCGGUGGCAUGCGCGUUCGGCAGUCGGAGCUGGAGCGCGAGAGGCUGGCCGAGAGGCGCGAGUGGGACGACAGGCUGCAAGUGCUGUCCUUCAGCCUCGAGCGCGGCCGCGCGCGGCUGCACGCGGGGGAGCUCGCGGCCGGCAACGCUCGGGCCGAGUCGCUGGAGGAGCGCGGGGCCCUCGCGGAGGCGAGGAGCGCCCUCGCGGCCUUCGAGAACCAGGC
Messenger RNA from Prorocentrum cordatum, 332 nucleotides. The record is from the annotation of a GenBank genome assembly. Lineage: Eukaryota; Dinophyceae; Prorocentrales; Prorocentraceae.